Molecule: messenger RNA, 3243 nt
Organism: Olea europaea var. sylvestris
Lineage: Eukaryota; Viridiplantae; Streptophyta; Magnoliopsida; Lamiales; Oleaceae
Exons: 7
Coding region: 1-3243 (1080 amino acids)
Biological process (GO): DNA integration
Molecular function (GO): RNA-DNA hybrid ribonuclease activity; nucleic acid binding
Source: RefSeq, a predicted model, not a curated record
AUGGUGGGCCCGAAAGAAUACAAAUCUACAUCAGAGGCUUCAACAUCUGUUCCCAACAUAUUAAAACUUUAUAUUUCCAACUCGUCCAAACAAGAAGGAGCUGCUGAAUCAAAACAAACUUUCAAAGGAUGUUACAAUCUUCAAGUUAAAAAGUUGUUCGAAAAUGCUGGGUUUGGAAAAGGAGAGCCUCGUAAAUUAGGUGAUCUUGAUGCUGUCCUUUCAGAAGGGCGUCCCCCUUUUGCAGAAGAGAAAUCUGAACAGUCGAAACCUUUAGUGUUCGAUCGAAUUGAAAAUGAGAAUGCGAAAGUUUUGGAGUUUAAAAGGUUAAAAGGAGAACCCUCCCCAAUGGUCGAUGUAAAAGAAGACCCAAAACCAGUAUUUGUAAGUGCCCUUCUCAGUCAAAAGGAAGAAUCUGAGUACAUUAGUAUGCUUCACGAAUACAAAGACGUGUUUGCAUGGUCUUACAAAGAAAUGUCGGGGUUAAAUCCUAAGAUUGCAGUGCAUCAUCUUGCAAAGAACGGGCAACUACGAAUUUACGUUGACUUUCGGGAUCUAAAUCAAGCAUGUCCGAAAGAUGAUUUUCCACUUCCAAUAACAGAGUUGAUGGUGGAUGCAACUACCGGAUAUGAAGUCUUAUCUUUCAUGGACAGGUUUUCCAGAUACAACCAGAUACGGAUGAACCCAAAAGAUGAGGAACUCACAUCAUUUCGUAACCCUAAAGGCAUAUAUUGUUACAAAGUUAUGCCUUUUGGAUUAAAAAAUGCGGGGGCAACCUACCAGCGGGCAAUGCAAAAGAUUUUCGAUGAUAUUUUACAUAAGAACAUUGAAUGUUAUGUGGAUGAUCUUGUUGUUAAAACAAAAAGACGUGACGGUCAUUUACAAGAUUUACGAGAUGUUUUCAAAAAACUUCGAAAACAUCAAUUAAAGAUGAAUCCGUUGAAAUGUGCAUAUGGCGUCACCUCUAGAAAAUUUCUCUGCUUCGUUGUUCGACACCGGGGCAUUGAAAUAGAUCAAUCAAAAAUUAAAGCUAUAAUCAACAUGCCAGAGCCAAGAAAUGUACAUAAGUUGAAAAGUCUUCAAGGAAAACUUGCAUACAUUCGAAGAUUUAUCUCUAAUCUAGCCAGACGUUGUCAUCCAUUCAACAAAUUGGUGAAGAAAGAUGUACCAUUUGAAUUGGAUGACGCUUGUCAAAAUACUUUCCAAAGCAUUAAACAAUAUUUAUCUCGUCCACCAGUACUCACAGCUCCAGUUCUAGGGAAGUCGUUGACUCUUUAUGUUGCAGCACAAGAAUGUUCUCUAGAGGCACUUCUUGCCCAAGUUAACGAAGAAGGAAAAGAGAAUGCACUCUAUUACUUGAGCCGGACACUGGUAGGCGCUGAAAUGAAGUAUUCGACUAUUGAAAAAAUAUGCCUCACGUUAAUCUUCGCAGCUAAAAAGUUGAGGCAUUAUAUGCUAUCACACACAAUCAAUCUUGCCAUUAAAGGACAAGCUUUGGCGAAUUUCCUUGUUGACCACCCAAUUCCAGCAGAAUGGGAACUUCAAGAAGACCUUCCCGAUGAAGAAGUUCUAUUCACCGAAAUCAUACCAUCAUGGAGGCUAUACUUCGACGGGGCAGCCCGAAGUUAUGGUACCGGAACAGGAGUGGUCUUUAUCACUCCUCAUGAUCUCGUCAUAACCUACUCAUUUGCUUUAACAGAGAAAUGUUCGAAUAAUGUGGCGGAAUAUCAAGCUCUUAUCAUCGGCUUAGAGACAGCUUUGGAUAUGGAUAUUCACCAGCUGGAAGUCUUUGGGGAUUCUAAAUUGAUAAUCAACCAACUUUUAGCUGAAUAUGAAGUCCGUAAUUUAGACUUGAAGCCAUAUUAUGAACAUGCGGCAAUACUUAUGAGACGAUUUGUUUCGAUAAAAAUCAAAUUCGUCCCAAGAAGUGAAAAUAAGGAAGCUGAUGCCUUAGCUAAUUUGGCUGCUGUUUUAGCUAGAUCAGAUGAAGAAUUUUCCCACUCCAUAUCAAUUGCUCAAAGAUGGGUGCUUCCGUCAUUGCUACCUAGUAAUUUGGAAGAAAACAAUAGUGUCGAAGUAGUCGAAGAUGAGGAAAGAGAAGAUUGGAGACAACCAAUAAUCGAUUUCCUUCAACAUCAAAAGCUACAAGAUAAUCCAUGGCAAAAAAUAGAAAUCAAGAGGCGUGCCUCUCGCUUUAUCUUUUAUAAGGGAACACUUUAUCGACGAUCAUUUGAUGGAGUUUUCCUUCGAUGCCUAAGUAAUGAUGAAGCAACGCUGGUCGUGGAAGAAGCCCUCUCUGGAAUUUGUGGUGCCCACCAGUCUGGACCCAAACUCCAUUUUCGAAUAAAGAGGAUGGGAUAUUACUGGCCAACUAUGUCUUCAGCAGGGCAUGCAUACAUCUUCGUCGGGACCGACUACUUCUCUAAGUGGGCCGAAACCAUACCAUUGAAGGAAGUAAAGAAAGAAAAUGUCGCAGAUUUCAUUCGUAUCCAAAUCAUUUAUCGAUAUGGUGUCCCGCGACAUAUCAUAACUAAUAAUGGCAAGCCAUUUUGUAAUAGCCACAUAAACAAUUUAUGUGCAAAGUUUGGAUUCAAACAGUACAACUCGUCCAUAUACAAUGCGGUAGCUAACGGAUUGGCAGAGGCAUUCAACAAAACACUAUGCAGUCUGCUAAAAAAGGUUGUCUCCAAAUCAAAAAGAGAUUGGCAUGAGAAAAUCGGUGAAAUCUUAUGGGCUUAUCGAACUACUUAUCGGACUCCAACACAAGCCACUCCUUAUGCCUUAGUAUAUGGGGUGGAAGCUAUCCUUCCCUUAGAGUGUCGAAUUUUGUCACUUCGAAUUGCUAUCCAAGAAGGUUUGACAACUGAAGAAAAUGCCCGUCUUCGAUUCGAAAAGCUAGAAGCUUUGGAUGAAAAAAGGUUAGAAGCACAAAUGCACCUAGAGUGCUAUCAAUCUCGAAUGGCCAAAUCUUUCAACAAAAAGGUGCGACCAAGAUCAUUUCAAGUUGGAGAUCUGGUACUUUCCAUGCGCAGGCCAAUCAUAAUCACAAGAAAAACAGGGGGCAAAUUCCAGCUUAAGUGGGAUGGUCCAUUUCUUGUUACUCAUACAUUCACUAACGGAGUGUACAAGAUUGUUGACAAAGAUGGACUGCAAAUCGGACCUAUCAACGGAAAAUUUUUAAAGCGUUUUUAUGGGCUUUUACUCCCUUUCGGUCGAGGUAGACCUUCGAAACCCUCUGACCAGUAG